AUGGAUACUUCGGACAUCCUAGGACAAAUCCUAUCCGAAGAGUCUCCAGACGAGAUUCUGGAUCAUUACACCGAAGACGUCGAUCCAACCCAGCUAGUGAGACGCAGUUCUAGGAUAGCAGCGAGGAAUCCUUUCUCCAUCAACGAAUGGCCCAAAGAAAGGAUCUUGUCCAAACUGUACUCUCACAAUAUACAAGUGCCUCCGAAUCUGGAUCAUGAUCAGCUCUUGACUCUUUUACAAGAAGUCAGUCAAGACCUGCAGCCCCCAUCUACCAACGCAGUAUCUUCUCUGCCCCGAUCUACCGGCUUUCCAGCACAACAGGGAGACGACAGGGUUCUCUCAGCGCUGCUGUCAAUUCAAGGAACCCUCUCCGACAAGAACAACAGGAUCCAGGCGCUGGAAUCGCAGUGCUUGUCUUCUGCACCUCGGGCGAUGUUUGACGGGCAGACUUCCAGCUCGACCUCAAACCACGCCCUUACUCCCGACUUGGCUCUUCCUAGAAGAUCUCUAGGAUCAGCGUUAUCUGACGCUUACACCAGGGUGCCCUCCUUCCCCCCAGCAGCUGCCAUUUCUCCCCAACUGCACACUCAAAUCCUGUCAAUGGAUGGUUUUUGUCCGGAGAGGCUGACGGUUGUGCCAUCCCGUCGAGGAUGUUCUUCUGAUGAAGACUGCCCUGGAGGACACAAAUGCUGUCGAUUUGACUGUGGGCCUGUUUCAAUGAAGCCGGGUCAAUGUCCCCUACCAGAGAUGAUUCCACUGUGUGCUGAAAGCUGUUUCCGUGAUGGCCAGUGUCCUGCCACACAGAAAUGUUGCCCACACAGGUGCGGACAGGGUAUCGGCCAGGGCCAGGGAAGUGGCCAGGGCAUCGGCCAGGGAAGCGGACAGGGCAUCGGCCAGGGAAGCGGACAGGGCAUCGGUCGUGGAAGCGGACAGGGCAUCGGUCGGGGCAUCGGCCAGGGAAGUGGACAGGGCAUCGGCCAGGGCCAGGGAAGCGGUCAGGGUAUCGGCCAGGGAAGCGGACAGGGCAUCGUCCAGGGACAGGGAAGUGGUCAGGGCAUCGGCCAGGGAAGCGGACAGGGUAUCGGCCAGGGCCAGGGAAGCGGACAGGGCAUCGGCCAGGGAAGCGGACAGGGUCGGGGCAUCGGCCAGGGAAGUGGACAGGGCAUCGGCCAGGGCCAGGGAAGCGGACAGGGUAUCGGCCAGGGAAGCGGACAGGGCAUCGGCCAGGGACAGGGAAGUGGUCAGGGCAUCGGCCAGGGAAGCGGACAGGGUAUCGGCCAGGGCCAGGGAAGCGGACAGGGCAUCGGUCGUGGAAGCGGACAGGGCAUCGGUCGUGGAAGCGGACAGGGCAUCGGUCGGGGCAUCGGCCAGGGCCAGGGAAGUGGACAGGGCAUCGGCCAGGGCCAGGGAAGUGGACAGGGCAUCGGCCAGGGCCAGGGAAGUGGACAGGGCAUCGGCCAGGGCCAGGGAAGCGGACAGGGCAUCGGCCAGGGCCAGGGAAGCGGACAGGGCCAGGGCCAGGGAAGCGGACAGGGCAUCGGCCAGGGAAGCGGA
Messenger RNA from Cyprinus carpio (common carp), 1554 nucleotides. RefSeq names its product hyphally-regulated protein-like. Gene Ontology annotation, cellular component: extracellular region. The record is from RefSeq and is a predicted model, not a curated record. Gene Ontology annotation, molecular function: peptidase inhibitor activity. The annotation marks the transcript as partial. NCBI's taxonomy places the organism in Eukaryota, Metazoa, Chordata, Actinopteri, Cypriniformes, Cyprinidae. The transcript is spliced from 8 exons.